GACGUCAUCAGCAGUGGCCAAGCAGUGAGAGGCUGGCGGUCUGAUUGAGUGUGGUUGGAAGGAAGCGGAGCUUGUAUUCCCGGGAUGAAGUGAGCCUUGUGAUCUGCCAGCAGUACAGAGUUCUUCCCAAAGUUGUCUAUACUGGCCUGUUUCCUCAACUUAAACUUCCAAACAUCUCCACAAUCAAUUGCUUGAUAGUUGGAAAUGACAACACCCAACAAAACCCCACCUGGUGCCGACCCCAACCAGCUGAAAAGAACUGGAACUGUGCGAGAAAUUGGCUCUCAAGCUGUCUGGUCUUUGUCUUCUUGUAAACCAGGCUUUGGCGUCGAUCAGUUACGAGACGAUAAUCUUGAAACCUACUGGCAAUCUGAUGGCUCUCAACCUCACUUAGUGAACAUUCAAUUUCGACGCAAGACUACCGUGAAGGCUUUAUGUAUUUAUGCUGAUUAUAAGUCGGAUGAGAGUUACACACCAAGUAAAAUCUCGGUCAGAGUAGGUAACAACUUCCACAACCUACAAGAGAUUCGGCAACUAGAAUUGGUGGAGCCCAGCGGCUGGAUACAUGUGCCCUUAACAGAUGCACAUAAAAGACCAAUCCGAACGUUCAUGAUCCAGAUAGCGGUUUUAGCAAAUCAUCAGAAUGGAAGAGAUACUCAUAUGCGACAGAUUAAAGUGUUCACACCGGUGGAAGAAAGCUCCAUAGGCAAAUUCCCCAGAUGCACAACUAUUGAUUUUAUGAUGCAUCGUUUCAUUAGGUGAUCUAACCAAGAUCCAAUAAAUGGUUGGCAUUGACUUGUUCCUAUAUGGACACUUUUAUUUUUUUAUUGAUGUAGUAAAGUAUAAUUUUAUUCCAUGGCACCAGGUUUUUAUUAAGUUUCAAGCUGUUUUAUUCUAAAAGGAAAAAGUAUCCAAUAUCAUUUUCUCUAUAAUCACCAGUUUAUGUAUUGUGAUGUUCAUAUAUAUUUUUUCUUUUUAAUGUUUACAAUUUUACGAGGGAGUAAUUUAGCUAAAACCGAUAUUAUUUGCUUGAAUAACUUUGGAACUGUCUCCAUGCCGCUACAGGUCGACUUUCAUUUUCAUCUUAUGUUAUUUCCUAACUCAGUUUAAAGAAGGUAUAUUUGGACAAU
Molecule: messenger RNA, 1130 nt
Organism: Bufo bufo (common toad)
Lineage: Eukaryota; Metazoa; Chordata; Amphibia; Anura; Bufonidae
Gene: ANAPC10
Product: anaphase promoting complex subunit 10
Exons: 6
Coding region: 205-762 (185 amino acids)
Biological process (GO): protein K11-linked ubiquitination; anaphase-promoting complex-dependent catabolic process
Cellular component (GO): anaphase-promoting complex
Source: RefSeq, a predicted model, not a curated record